Molecule: messenger RNA, 756 nt
Organism: Aspergillus pseudonomiae
Lineage: Eukaryota; Fungi; Ascomycota; Eurotiomycetes; Eurotiales; Aspergillaceae
Exons: 6
Coding region: 1-756 (251 amino acids)
Biological process (GO): protein phosphorylation
Molecular function (GO): ATP binding; protein kinase activity
Source: RefSeq, a predicted model, not a curated record
AUGGUCAAAGAUCUUACAUUCGACGUCCGUUACGACAACGAGCUAGCCCACGACUACUAUGGAGAUGGAAAAAAGCUAGCUGAUUAUAUGCGAAGGAUUUAUCACGAUAAGGACCUUCACUUCCCCGAUGAAUUCGAUUCCACUUUAACUACCCCUCCGAUUCAUUUCAUGUCGGUGGAGGCAUCGGACGAAGCCGAUCUUGACGAUCUGAGGAACGUAAAUGUUCCUCCGGGCUUGAACAUUGAAAUCAUGGACCUCGAUAUGAAUGGGGCAGGGCAGAUUGUAAUCAUCAAAGCCGCACGUCACUUCCGCAUCGCCAACGAGCGGGAUGUCCUCAGGAAAUAUCAGAACAGAACACCACAUCUCCGUCCCUUGAUCGACGAGAUAACCGGGCCUCGAACACCGCCCGCCAUCGUACUGAAGCAUCUUGAGAGUGAUCUGCGCACCGCUGCAGGAACCAAGAAGCUUAGCGGUAGAGAGAUCAAACAUGUCUCGAAGAGGGUUCUGGAGGCAUUGAGUGUAUUACAUGAAGAUGGCUAUCUACACACAGACCUUAAAAUGGAUAACGUCCUGGUGAACUCCACGCCACCUUCCCAGAGUACGAGUACACAACGCUUUACCGACGGCCAGCUCGCAGAUCUGGAGAGUACCGUCCAUGUCACCUCUGGGUUCUGCAAGGAUCGCGAUGAAAUCGGUACGCCCAUCUGGCGGAGCCCGGAGGCGCAGUUGGGUCUGCAAUGGGGCCCCGCCAACUGA